Molecule: messenger RNA, 2583 nt
Organism: Aspergillus bombycis
Lineage: Eukaryota; Fungi; Ascomycota; Eurotiomycetes; Eurotiales; Aspergillaceae
Product: putative GARP complex subunit Vps53
Exons: 3
Coding region: 1-2583 (860 amino acids)
Biological process (GO): retrograde transport, endosome to Golgi
Cellular component (GO): GARP complex
Source: RefSeq, a predicted model, not a curated record
AUGUCUACCACAACCUCCUCCUCCAACCACACGCCCUCCAACGGAGCGGCGGAUCUCGAUCCCCUCGACGCAGCGGACUACGAUCCAAUUGACCACCUAAAUGCUAUCUUCUCUCACCCCUCCACGCUGUCCUCCGUCUCCCACGUUUCCCGGUCCCUCCUAGACUACGAAGAUGAGCUGGACGACGAGAUCGGCGCGUUGGUGGAGGAACAAGUCACAUCCAAUGCGGAAAGCGUCCAGCGCAUACAGGCUGCCCAGGCAGAUUUGACGGAGUUAUUCAAGAAGAUUGACGAUGUGCGCGACCGCGCGUCCAAGACGGAGCUAGCCAUCACCGAGAUGACGGCGGAUAUCAAACAGCUGGACAAUGCAAAGAAGAACCUCACGCAAUCCAUGACAGCCCUGAAGAGGCUGCAGAUGCUGACGACGGCAUACGAUCAGCUCCGUGUCCUCGGUAAGACAAGGCAGUACCGGGACUGUGCUCAAUUACUGCAGGCGGUUAUUCAGCUGAUGGCGCACUUCAAGUCGUACCGAUCCAUUGAUCAGAUCGCUCUUCUCAGUAGAAAUGUGGCAGAUAUACAACGAGAGUUGUUGGAGCAGGUCUGUGAAGACUUUGAGCUGGCGUUUGCUAAGGGUGAAGUGGGACAACAGAGGCUCGUGCUUUCGGAGGGCUGUCUUGUUAUGGACGCUUUGGGGGAGCAUGCGAAGUCCAGGCUGGUGACCUGGUAUUGCAAUUUCCAGCUACGGGAGUAUCGACAGGUGUUCAGGAAUAACGAGGAGGCGGGGUCCUUGGACAACAUUUCGCGGAGGUAUUCAUGGUUCCGUCGUAUAUUGAAGAUCUACGAUGAGGAAUACGCAGCGAUAUGGCCGACCUCUUGGAGGGUUGAUGAGAUCUUGGCGAACAUAUUUUGUGAAGGAACUCGAGAGGAUUUCAAGGGCAUUCUUUCCCGGUCCGUGCGAAAUGGGCAGACGAUCGACGUCAACCUAUUACUUUCUUGCUUGCAGGAGACUUUGGAUUUUGAGCAUACUUUGGAGCGGCGGUUUGUCAAUCCAUCCCGCCCGUCCACCGACACGUUCACCUCGGCUGAAGCACCUGUCUUUGGCCAGGCCAUUUCAGAGGCCUUCGAGCCCUAUCUAAGCGUAUGGGUUGAAGCUCAAGAUAAGCAGUUGGCUACCCUGAUACCAAAAUAUCGACAGCAACCUAUCAGACCGCCAGAUGAGGAGUUCGAUUCUAACAUCGUCAUAGCGUCCUCCACGGAGCUUUUUACGUUCUACAGACUCUCUCUACAGCAAUGUGCGAAACUCUCGACGGGUGGGAGCCUUGCCGACUUGGCCAAAGUCUUCGCAAAGUAUCUCGAUCAAUAUGCCCAGCAAGUCCUCUUAUACUAUAUCAGUGAGAGACCCACCGGCACUACUCCAUCCAAGGUACCAUCUCUGGAGGACCUCAUUUCAGUUCUCAACACUGCAGAUUACUGCUAUACCACCUGCAAUCAACUAGAGGAAAAGAUCAAAGGAAGGCUCGACAAGAAUUUGAAACAAUCGGUUGAUCUGCAGAGCCAGGCGGAUUCAUUCAUGGGCAUUGCAUCUGCUGCUGUUCGGUGCCUUGUGCGGAUGGUCGAGGUCGAGUUAGAGCCCUCCUGGCGAGAAAUGCGCAAUACACCUUGGAAUCGACUUGAAAGUGUUAGCGAUCAGAGCACGUAUGUCAGUGAACUCAUGACCAAGCUUAACGCCAAGUCCUCCGAGAUCCUGCAGUUGCUGCAUAAACAACAGUACGCCCGAGCUUUCGCGGAUCAUGUCGUAGAGCUGAUAUCAAACGUAUUCGUUUCGAAUAUCUUUCAGUGCAAGCCAGUCUCGGAGACUGGGGCGGAGCAAAUGCUCCUGGACGGAUACACCCUCAAAACCGGCCUCUCAUCUCUUCUACCAGCUCCCGCUCCAGCAAGCUUCGCGAAGCGUGUCAACAACAGCUUCAUGAAGAUCGAGACUCUCCUCAAGACCCUCCAAGUCCAACCAUCGCCUCCAGAGGCUCUAGUACAAGCAUACUUGAUCCACAUCAAGGACAGCAGCAACACGAACUUCCGCAAGAUCCUCGAACUCAAAGGCAUCCGCAGUCGACAAGAGCAGAACCAGCUCGUAGAACUCUUCCAGAUCCACCGUGCAUCAGACCGUCACGCGCCGAACCUUCAGCAAAGCAAUCCCAUUCUCACAGCCUUUCAAACCACCCCCGCUUCCUCUUCAAACCAAGGGCUGGGACUUGGAACCGCCGCCGCAUCAAUCGGUGCUUCCAACCUCCCCACCCGUUUCGAUCCAUCCAUGUUGGGCUCUGCCAUCAUCUCAGCUGCCAAGGACGGUGUCGACCGAUUCGGAACUCCUAUGUCCUCGACUGGAAACCCCGGCGCAGGUGGUGCCCCAGGAUCAACAUCCACCACCCCUGUGUCCCCUGGCCCAUUCGCACAACUACAGAGCACCGCCGAGAACGCUACUGCAGGCAACCUAAACGAAAAUCUGAAAAAUAUUGGAAAGUUCUUCCGUCGGGACCUGGGUGGAUUUGGUGGUCGGUUUGGAAGGAGUGGUGAUGAUGGUAACUGA